CAUGUGGGUCAUGUAGCAGCGCCAUUGGCGCUAUCUUGUGUUGACCGAAGUGCUCAAUGACCAUGUGCUAGAGGACCGCACGAAUCCUCUUCUAGUGUGUUGACCUUUGUGGUGCACUGUGAAUUUAAUGAAUCCAUCCUGGUUGUUAAUUUUCACAUGAACACACACACAAAUUGUUUAUCAUGAGUACGAAAAGUAUCGUGCACUGAAUUACCGGUACGCUUGUGCAGCGACUCCAAUAAACUGUUCAUUGACAUGCACCGUGCAUGUGCCUUCAGUGAAUUACUUGCUUUGGCAUUCAUCAUUAUAUCCAAUCUAAGGACUUCAUCUGCAACACCGCCCCCAGACCCUUACCUUUUGAUCACAACUAAUGCUGGCAUACAGCGUGCAAGUCUCAAGACACAGCAUAGCCAUUUCCUCUACAACAGCAAUACCCUCCCUGUCGCUAUAGAUUUUCAUCUGAAGGGGAAUACAACAACAGUUUUUUGGAGCGACAUAACUUUAGAUCGUAUAAGCGCAGCAGAAGUCGUGAAUGACCGCUUAGAGAACGUUCGCACUGUCGUAUCGGGAGGUUUGGAUUCUGUAGAAGGGCUGGCGGUCGACUGGCUUGCUUGCAAUCUCUACUGGAUUGAAAGCAAGUACCAAGAAAUAGAGGUUGCCCACUGUGAUGGGUCCCUGCGGACUUCUGUUGUUGGAGAUGUGCAGCGUGCCCGCAGUCUGGCAUUAGAUCCGCGAGUAGGGUUCCUGUUUUGGACAGACUGGGAUGCAGAGAAUCCUCGUAUUGAAAGAAGUCACAUGGAUGGCAGUGGGCGGCAAGUUAUUGCUUAUGUGCAGCAGUAUAGUAACGUUCCCAGAGCUUUGCCAAAUGGUAUUGCCCUGGAUUAUGAAGUGCAAAGAGUUUACUGGAUUGAUGCAAGGUCAGGCUCAAUCCACACCAUCAGAUAUGACGGGUCUGACCAUCGCAAAGUACUUGACAUAGCCAGAUUUUCUCAUCCAUUCUCAGUGGAUGUAUUUAGCGACUAUUUCUAUUGGACAGAUAUCACCUAUUCCAGUAUCUUCAAGGCUAACAGAUUUACACCAAAUGCAUCACAGGAGGAAGUUUUGCAUUCAAGUAUUCCAUUUUAUCAAGCAGCAAUAGUUGACUCAUCCCGACACCCUACGUCGAAUGCUAAGAAUGUGUGUGCACAUAAUAAUGGCCACUGCAGUCAUCUUUGUGUGUCUGACGCCAGCUUUCCACGAUGCCUCUGUCCCUACGGCUUUGAGCUGUCAUCCAACAAAAGGACUUGUGAAGCUCAUGGUCAACUUCUAGUCUUUAUUACCAAAGAAACCCCUACAGCUCACUUUGUGUUUGCUAUGGAUCCCACACGCUGGGCAUACCCAGCCCUGAAAAUUAAUGGCAGUGUCCUCUCUGCUGCUUUUGAUGCUGUACACGAUGUUCUGUAUUGGAUCGAUGGGCGCUCUGUCAAACGGCAUAGAUUAAAAGACGGUGUAUCAGAGGCAUUUGCAGAAUUUGGUCCUAGGGUGAAGUUGACAGCACUGGCUCUCGACAGUCUUUCGAGAAACAUAUAUUUGGGAAGCUCUGUGCAGCUGAACAGUGACAUUCGUAACCACAUCUCGGUGUGUUCUGUCGGCGAUUGUGUCUGCAGCAACCUCAUCUGGGACAAAGUGAAACAUGUGGCAGGAAUCGCUGUAGAUCCUGUUGAGAGGCUCGUAUUUUGGAUGGAACGUGAUCGUGCCAAGUCUGAACACGACUCGCUCACUGUCAAGGUUGCUUCUCUGGAUGGGUCUAAUCAGAGGAUGCUUUUGUCACGCACUGUGUUCAAAACAAUGGCAACAAAAGGUCUCAGCGCAAACCCUCAUAAAAGGGAGGUGUGCUGGGGGGACCUGAGUAACAGCAGCGUGUCGUGCACGAAGUAUUACUCGCCUCUAUUGGUGCAAGAAUAUGCUGUACCUGAGGACACUUCUGGAGGAAUGGAAUUUACUUCAUCUGGCGAAGAACUUGUGUAUAGUGUUGCAUCUGGUGCAGUUUACAGUCUGUCAUCACAAGGAGUUCCAAACAUCCUCUUCAAUGCCACACAAUCUUUAAUUUACAUCAAGCACACUGGGAUUGACACUUAUUCUGAAAAGACAGUUUCAAGCCAUCCAUGUCGAACGCUGGCAACUCUGUGUCAUGGUAUCUGCAUUCCCCAGAACAGCAACUACACAUGUGUUCCCUUCGGUGGUUCACACGCUUUGCUCAUCUUCCUCCAAAACCACCGGCCAGUGGCAUAUGCUGUGGGGUCAGACACAUCGGCACCUCCACUGCUUUUGCAGGCUACGCUAAGUGAAAUGAUGAUAGAUGUUAUCCAUACGAUAGCGGAAGAGGAGGUGCUGGUUUCAGCAAGACAUGACCAGGUCUUUCAGUCACGUAUUGAUGGUUACAACAUGACUUUGGUGGCAUCUACACCUGGUUGGCGAGUUACAGCACUUGCAGUGGAUGUGUCUCAAAGAUUGCUGUACAAAGGUGUUUAUGGUCCCACAGGGGCUCGCAUCGAGGUUUCAGAUUGGAAUAAUGCAGCUGAGUGUGAGGUGCUGAGUUCGAAUCUUUUCAAGAUUCUCAGCCUUGCAGUCCAUCCUUCCCGGAAGCUUCUAUUCUGGAGUGAUGCUGGGCAGUGGUCUCGCAUUGAAAGAAUGGACCUAGACAAGGGUACACGCGAUGUGGUUGUCAAGGAUGAAGUUAUUAGAGUGUCUGAUAUUGUACUGGACAUUGAAAACGACUUGCUGUACUGGUGUGACCAAGGUACAGCCCGUAUCGAACGAGCACGCUUGGACGGCUCACGUCGUACUGACGUUUUGCUUAACAAAGGCCCCAACCGACAUUAUUCUCCAGUUUCUGUAGCCAUAUUGAACUCUGUCCUGUUUUGGAUUGACAGUACUUAUUCAGGUGGUUCUCUGGUAGCCAUGUUCAAAAACAGACACCCCCAGAUUUCGACGUGGAGUCGCUACCUUGGUCCAAAUGUGUCGCAUCUGCAACUCUAUGACCGAAGAACGUACCAACGAUCCAAUGAAACGACUGGCAUUCAAAGGACAGGACCAAGUUCUAUGAACUUAUGCAGGGCCUAUUGUUUUAAUGGUGGCACCUGCUCAGUUGAUGUAAACACUGCCAGUGCUCCAACUUGCCAGUGCCAGUCGAAUUUCACGGGCCCUCGCUGUCAGUACUAUGCAACAUACUUUUACGAUUCAUCGUUUACAGAUGAAGAAGCUGUGGAUAUGAGGGUCGUUUGGAUUCCACUUGCUCUGCUUGUGGUUCUCCUGUUGCUGCUAUUUCUUGCCGCCUGGGUGAAAAGGAGACGAUCGUUGCAAUCAAGCAUGUGCUCCCUUUCCUCUGAGGAGGCAAACCCUGCCUUGACCUCCCCUAUGGUCGACUGCCAAUAUGAAACAUCGUUUUCUGAUAACGUGUCGUUGAUGGGGACUAACCCUGCAUUUGGCAGCACUAUUAGUAAUGCCUGAAGGGAAACUUUCCGGAAGUUCCAUCCCUGUGUGCAUAAUAGCCCAGCACAACUUCCAACAUCUAGCACUGGAGUCAUCAGACUGUGGAAGUGCCCAUGAUUCUGGUAUAUGGUUAGAGACUGUAUAGAGUUAUUAGAUGUAACUCAUGCUGUAUGUUGUUGAUGCCGUUUAUGGCAAUAUGUGAUACCUAUCUUGCAGUGACAUUCUCCUGAGAGAGAAGAGUAGAGGUCAAUGCUGCAAUGUGCAGUUUUGUAUGGAAUUCCACAUGGUGUACAGCUGCAGUACUUAAACAAAAAUAGCCUUUUAUAUUGACCAUGCACUGAAAUUUUAGUUUCUUUAAAGGCACAGAGCUGCAUACCCUUGCAAUAAGACCUUUUGGAUUUAGUAACAUGAUUUCUACAAAACAAUGUCUAGCAUGUAUGCCCCAUAUAUCUUCAUUGGAGGUAUGCCAGACUUAUGCCAGAAAAAAUCUGCUUGCAGUUGCUCUUCUUGCAAUAGUGUGCAGUACAGAGUGCCACUUUAGUAGGUAAUGAAUCCAAUAUUGGCAGCAGCCCAUUGUUUACUUGUUUUUUUUUUUGUUUUUUUUUUUGUUGUUUUUUGCCCUCCCUUGCAUUUUUGUUUGACUGUUUGGAGCAUUUUUUUAGGUAGCUUUCUACACAUCACAGAAAUGGAAUAUAUGCCUCUGUAACUUGCCUAGAUGUAACUAACUGCCACAAUAUUAGCUUAUAUUUGUGAUCUCAAGUUUUUUACAUGGACAGUACCUUAUAUGGAGCAUUAAUCAUUUUGAAUUCUAAAAGUACAAAGUUUGAACAAAAGCUCCUCAGGAGAUGUUUAUUUGUUUGGCGUGGGAGGUAUUUGUUUUGUUUGAUAUAUGUAUUAUGCAUAUUAUUUGUAUGGUUCAGCUCAGGUACCCUAGUCAGUUAUCUAACCAUUAUGAUUGUGGAGGAGACAUGCUCCUGCAGUCAUGUCAUGUUCCUCGAAUUGAGAACUGCCGUUAUGGCUUCUAUUUAACCAAGUUAAUAUGAGGUAGACAACAUCUGUGAAAGUAAAGCGUUAGCAUCGCAGCAUAGCGAUUUCCAUGCGAUGCAUACUGCUACCUCAAGGUACUGAGUAGCUGUUGGCUAUAGCAUAGUAGAUAAACAAUAUAGUUGGCAGAUUAUAAAAAUUUAAAUCCACUUGAACACUAUUGCAAAGGUAGCAGAUUAAUAUUGUUUCUUUCUUGCAAGAUCCCCACACCCAUUUAGUGCAUAAUCACAUCAAUUCUGCAAAGUGCCUGCCAUUUUUAUGAGCACUGGCAAUCUGUUGGCUCAAGUACAGAAUGUCUUACCAAAAACGUAAUGCAGCGAUCCAACUAUGCUGCUGUUUGGUCUCAAGGAAUUACUGUUAAAGAUGUCAUGUGAUGCAUUUCAGAACAAAGAUUUUGCUCUUUGUUGCUUUCCACAGUCUACUGCCUCAAAUAGAGGCAGUGUCAGACUUGUGAAACAAUAACAUGUAUGUAGAUAUAGUGGAGUGCCAUAAUUUCUGUAGGUCAGUACGAUACAUUUUGGAGUAAUUAAAUCCAAAAUGAAGCAGUGGUGACAAGUUUGUUCAGGUGAUUAGUGUGUAUUUUUCUUUCUGGAGAGUAUUCUGCCAUACGCUGCAUCUGUACUUAUUAGUGUGCUGCUUAUUCAGAGUGUUCGUCUAAUCACAAAAUAUUUGCUGUUUAGUUGCGUGUUUGGUUUGUUCACAGGAAUAUUACGCACCCAUUAGGUACCAUGCACUGUUGUAACGUCUUCUUUAAUGGCAAAAACAUAUUUUUAGUAUGUCUGGACUCAGAUGUGGGUUUUGUAGUUGCAUGAAACAAUUAAUCGUUUCAUUCGAAGUACAGGUCUUAAAAAUUCAGUGUAUGUGAAAUACCAUGCUCUCUCACAAAAAACAAAAACAAAAAAGGCCACUGGUUCUUACUCAUCAAAAGAAUUUCAAGAUUCAAACAUGCAACAGAAUUUCCAUAUUUAAUACUAGAUAACAGAAAUACAGGUACACACCACUGCCAAAUUGGGUAUGCAUGUGCAAUUAGGUAAAGAAACUAAAAGAAACCAUUUGUCUUGCUCUCUGAGAAACAAUGAUUCACUGAAAAGCCCUUUCUCAUACUACAUGUACAUUGGCUUAGCAAUGUAGGAUGCUAGCAGUGAAAGUCUAGUUUAGAAAUCUUUCUUUUUUCUUUUUUAACUAAGCAGCUCAUGGUAUACAAAGCAAAUAUAUCAUGACCCUACCUUUUUGGGUGCUCAGCAGCGCACUGCACUGCAUUAUGGUGUACAUUGCAAACUGUGAACGUGUCAAGAUCUGAGGGGUGCGAACACUCAUUCCCAGAAGGAAUAGUGGAUUUUAUGUGCCUAUCAGGUCUUGUCAUAUAGCAUUUUAUAUAUUAUAGUAGGGAGUCAUACAUUUUAUUUUGUUUAAAUUCUACACACACAAUUGAAUUGCUGUAUAGCAUGUCCUACAAGAGUGUUAUGAAUCUUCUGUGCUUUUAGCACAGCCUUAUAAAACUUGUGUUCAACAUUUGUACGAGUGGAGAGAUGAUUCAGAACUGUGUUGCACUAUGUUGGAAUUAUUUCUUCAGAAAAAUAUAUCCUUUUUGGAAAUACAACUCUUUUAUUUCAA
Messenger RNA from Ornithodoros turicata, 6129 nucleotides. RefSeq names its product prolow-density lipoprotein receptor-related protein 1-like. The record is from RefSeq and is a predicted model, not a curated record. Gene Ontology annotation, biological process: canonical Wnt signaling pathway. Gene Ontology annotation, molecular function: Wnt-protein binding; Wnt receptor activity. Bases 256 to 3489 code for a protein of 1077 amino acids. The transcript has 20 exons. NCBI's taxonomy places the organism in Eukaryota, Metazoa, Arthropoda, Arachnida, Ixodida, Argasidae.